CGCAAACCCAACUAACAAAAAGAAACCCGAGGACCACUAACAGUAUUAGUGUGGUUUUUAGUUUCUUGGCGUUGAGUUUAUCAAACAUAAAAAAGUAUUUACGAUGAAAUCUUACAUGAGUGUUGCGCUAGUUGCAGUGUAUUUAUUCGGUCUUAUUGUUUCUUUGAAUAGUUCGCCUAUUAGCAGCUGCCUACCAGGGACAUCAGGGAAAUCAAACGCUAUGACCGAAGCUAUAAGCAAAUUGGAAAAUAACAUUUCGACUUGCGGAGUUUCAAAAGCAUCACCCAAACCUGUACCAAACGUAGAAGGAACUGCUAAAAUAUUAAAUGGUAAAAAAGAUGAUGGCCAAAUAAUUUGCUUUUCGGAAUUAAAACUAGACACAGAGUUCAAUUUACGAGCUACCGAUGCUUGGAAAGAGAUUCUUGAUGGACUAAUAAAAAACGGAAAUUCAGCAGACCAAGAAAAUAAUGCACGUGUGUUAUUAUUAGUUUAUACAAAAACAAAAUUAAUGAAGAAAGUGGGCGAGAAGAAAUUAAGAUCAGAAGAAUGUAAAGGUAUCGACGAUAAACUAAAUGGGGCCAUCGAUUUGUUCAUAGGAGAAGUGAAAUCGGAUUAA
Messenger RNA from Adelges cooleyi (spruce gall adelgid), 616 nucleotides. RefSeq lists its product as uncharacterized. The coding region runs from base 104 to 616 and encodes 170 amino acids. The transcript has 6 exons. The record is from RefSeq and is a predicted model, not a curated record. NCBI's taxonomy places the organism in Eukaryota, Metazoa, Arthropoda, Insecta, Hemiptera, Adelgidae.